AUAAAAAUUAGGUAGCGUGAAGUCUGGUGCGCUACGGUUGAAGGUCGGCCUAAAGACCACCAUCUGCCGAAUGAACCAAUCAGACUAUCGGCCGUUUUAGUUUAGAUGCGCUACAUAUAAAUGAUCUAAUCCAACAGCUCUAUGUAGAUAUACACAACAAGAUCAAAGUGCAUCUAAGGUUUCGAAAACGUUUUGAGAAAUAACCAUGAGAUGGAAAGCUAUACUGCAAAACAAUCUUGUUCUUCUGUCAACUCUCAUAGGAAUUGUAGUAGGAAUCAUCCUGGGUGUUAUGCUAAAUUUUCUUACCGUCCCAGAACCUGUCUUAUUAUGGAUAGGUCUACCUGGGGAACUUUUUAUCAGGUCAUUAAAUUUGGCUGUUAUCCCUCUGAUAACCACGAAUAUAAUGUCAAUGUCGUCUAAGCUGAAGCCUUCAGUGCAAGGGAAAAUGGCGGUGCUUGCUUUGGGAUACUGUGUUUCAAUGAAUAUUUGUGGAGCUUUUCUUGGUCUCGGUAUUACCGCACUUAUCGACCCAGGUGGUAGAUACACCACAAGUGUUAAAGAGACGAACAGAUUGUCAAAAGGCUCCAGGAAAAUCGAAAUCUCGGACGUAUUUCUAGACUUCUUCAGAAAUAUGAUUCCUGAUAACAUUGUUAGGAUGUUUUUGUUUUCGACAGGUACAACAUACGAGCCAGUUGAAUCUUUUCCUAACUCAAAUGGUAAUUUGUCUUCAUCUAUAACAUACAAACGAGUAGUUGAGCAUGUGGAACAAACAAAUAUCCUAGGAUUGUUUACCACUAGCCUUGUUAUUGGUUUAGUUGCUGGUUCUCGAAGGGAAAAAUUACGUCCAUUAAUUGCAAUGUUUGAGUGUAUUUCCGAAAUAAUGACCAUAAUUAUUGAGUUUAUUAUCAAAUUGCUCCCAAUCGCCAUGAUAAGUUUAAUCGCAUAUGCAAUUGCACGAAUGGAAAGAAUUGGCGAUAAUUUUGUCGCAUUAAUUCUGUUCGUAGCAUCGUCAAUUACAUUUCUUUCAAUCAUUGUACUUGUGAUCAUGCCAGUAUUUUACUUCAUAGCAGUAAGACGAAAUUUAUUUCGCUUCUAUUGCUGUUUAUCUGAGCCUAUAUUGACUGCUUUCAGUUCGACCAGUUCUUUAAUUGCUCUUCCACAACUUUUUCAAGUUUGUGAUCGUUAUGGAAUUGAGUCAGAUUUGGUACGAACUGUAGCACCGUUUCUCACAAGUUUCAAUGCAAAUGGAUCUGCUGCAUUUAUUGCAUCUGCUGUUUGCUUUGUAGCCCAAUUAACUAAACAAUCUUUAAAUGCUGGUCAGUUUAUUGCAAUUGGGCAAUAUAGAAAGAGUCGAGAUACAUAUCAACUGGACUGAUACAACACAUGUUUCAGUUCUACCAGUUAAUACACACCUACAACAAAUUUAGUCUCCUUACUCAAAUCCCAUUUAAUUACUGUGUAUACUGUCACACAAAAGUAUUUGUAACCUUUCGAUGUCACAAAACUCUAAUGAUCAUCUUUCAAGGUUCACCAUUAUGUUUCAUACUUGACCUUCAUAUCCAAAUAAAUAUCUUGGAAAUAACACAAGUAAUAUUUUUAUCCGGUGUCAAUGUGAUGGCACUGCCUGCAAUUCCAAGUGCAAGUAUCAUAACUGUUAUUCUAAUAACACGUGCAUUUGACAUUUCUGAAUCUACCUCCGUAUCAUUACUUUUUGUUACUGAGUUUAUCGCUGAUCGAUUACGUACCGUUGUAAAUGUUAUGAGUCAUGGUACUUGUGUUCUAUUCAUUCAUAUGAAGUUACACCAGGUGAGUUCGACGUCGAAUAUUCAAAAUCAUUUCAUUCAAACCACAAAAGUUGUCAGCGAUUCAGCAUCAUCCGACAGUGUAUCAUAGCUGCUGUUAAACAAUUCAUUGAUCAAAAGAAAAUAGUGUUCCGUUGUUGUUGUUGUUUUUUCUUGUCUGUGUUUUAUUGUUUUUAUUUUCUGUUCACUAAAGUACACCCUUGUAUUAUUUUGUUUUACCUAUUGAUCUUUUUGCUGUGAUAACUAAUUUGUUUAGUUUAUGUUAAAUAAUACCUACCCUUUGUUGUGUUUACCAUAGAUGUAUUUUUAUUUCAAGUUUGUGAUAUUUUCAUCAAAAAGACAAUUUUUCUAAAUCAUAUUAUACGAUAAAUAAAUUCGAAUAAAAAUUGAUGAUACUCAGAUUAGUUUUUACAAGGUACGAACUAACCAGGGACUUCAUUACAUAAACUCCUAGCCAGGUUUAAUUUUAAUUUCAAACUUUCAUGAAGAUUGUUAAAAGUUUACUUCUUUAUUAUUUAUACUUUUGUCAUUUAUUUUUUUUAAAAUCUUCAAGAAUAAACAUAUGCUGUUUAGUUCAUUAUUCUAUUAGUUUUGUUUGAUAAGUACAUGUAUUUGUUGUUUCUAUACUAUCAUGUAAUUUUUUUUUGAAUAUAGAACAAACCAUUGGAAUUCUUAACUUCGAUGUAACAUUAAUCUUAUUCUAUAAAAUAUAAACAUUUAUAAGUAGAGUGUUAUGGAUAAGUUUUCGGUCUCAAGGUCAGUAUAACGAUGUAAUACUUCUUUUUUUUUUAAUAGCAUCCUGUUCGAUUUAACUAGUCAAAUUAAAAUGGUCUAAUAUAUUUAUCUAUUGUUACAUUAGUUCACAAAUUUGAAAAGCUUCAAUGAGUAUCCGUAAAAUUUAAUAGAAUAUUUGUUAAAAUAAUAAGUUGAGAAAGAAAACCUGCUAAAUUGUGAU
Molecule: messenger RNA, 2757 nt
Organism: Schistosoma rodhaini
Lineage: Eukaryota; Metazoa; Platyhelminthes; Trematoda; Strigeidida; Schistosomatidae
Source: the annotation of a GenBank genome assembly